Messenger RNA from Striga asiatica, 375 nucleotides. NCBI's taxonomy places the organism in Eukaryota, Viridiplantae, Streptophyta, Magnoliopsida, Lamiales, Orobanchaceae. The record is from the annotation of a GenBank genome assembly.
AUGGAUUCGAAAGGUUGUGAUGCUUCAAAAUUAUUUUCGGAAAUCCACUUUGCUAAAUCAGUUCAAUAUCACCAACCUAUUAUGGAUGAAGUCCUUCAACUAUUGGAGAAGACAAAUGCAAGUUUAGAUGUUGCCCAUUCAUCCGCUUUGCAAAUUAGUGAUUCGGCGAAGUCAUUUAAGGUGUAUGUAUGUAAUUCAGACGUUGAAGAUGAUGUUCAUCAAUGUCUACACGAGAAGUUCAAACUAAGGUUAAUGCAAUUUGAAACUAGUUUUUCAAAAUUUAAAAGUGCAACAAUGGUUGAAGAGAAGCUUGUUAUUGGUGAAGAAAUAUCUCACCCAAAUGAUCAAGUUGUGCACGAGAUGCUGAAGAUUAUU